Molecule: messenger RNA, 3550 nt
Organism: Maniola jurtina (meadow brown)
Lineage: Eukaryota; Metazoa; Arthropoda; Insecta; Lepidoptera; Nymphalidae
Gene: ZnT49B
Product: zinc transporter 9
Exons: 12
Coding region: 260-2017 (585 amino acids)
Biological process (GO): transmembrane transport; zinc ion transport
Cellular component (GO): membrane
Molecular function (GO): monoatomic cation transmembrane transporter activity
Source: RefSeq, a predicted model, not a curated record
UCAAUGUGUCAAUGUGUGCAAAAUUUUCAUGCACCAUUUCAAGCAAUUUCAAGUUUUUAAUUUUUCAAAGUGUAAACUCAAAACUGUAAACCAAGAUUUUAAGCAUACAAUAUUUUAGAUAUUGUUCUGUUUUUAAAGAUAUAAAUUAUAAGUUAAGUGAUCAAAAAAUAAGGUUCAGAAGAUGUAUUAAACAUUACGUCUGAUUGAUUUAAUAGUUUCUGUUCACGAAAUUCGUAACAACUAUUAAAUACAAAUAAACAUGAUUAUGUUGCCUUCUGUUGCUUCUACACUUUAUAGAAAAUUCGGUAGACAUUAUGUUCAAGUAAAGCAUUAUAAUUCUUGCGUUGCGGCGUAUCGAGUAUUACAUCGAUACAAUGUUUUUACAGUAGAUAAAAAUAAACUGUACAGGUAUUUUCAUACAUCUGUAUAUUUCUAUGACAAAAGUGAAAUAAAAGGUGUUAAGGAUGUUAAGUUGAAUGCAAGUGACCUAAAAGAAACAGAAAAUGAUGUAAAACAGAAAGCAUUGGGUAACAUAAUAGUGAAGACCGAAACAGAUGCUGAUAAUGUAGUCACUAAGGUCACCAUAGAGAAGCCUAAGGUGCAAGAACCUGAAGCAAGUGUGAAGCAAGCUGUUGCACCACCAAAGAGAAAGAGACUUCUGAUUGAUUUUUCGGCUUCGUAUACUGAACGUAAUUUUAUAACACCUAUGCGAGCUAUGACUGAGUAUUUAUUGAAGCAAACAGACCUAGAGAGUUUACCAAAGGUGCUCCGAAGAAGUCCAUAUGAGUCUGAACCUCCUAUCACUGUGUACUACAGAAAAGAUGUUGAAGCUAAAGCUAUUGAGAUUUGGGGUUCCAAAGAUGCUCUUGAUAAAGAGUUACUAAGAAGAGAGUUGGAUAGAAGAAGAUAUGAACAAGAUGUAUUUACUGUAAAAAGAAGACUCCGAAACUACAGAAGAGAAAUGGGUCACAAGAGAUUAAAACAUGGCGUAGAAGAAAUGGGAUUAAAAACUGUUUCUGGCAGAGUAGUGUUGACAGCUAUUGGAAUAAAUGGAUGUAACUUUGUGUUCAAGCUUUGUGCUUGGCUGUACACUGGAUCACACAGCUUAUUCUCCGAGUGCAUACAUUCUCUCGCUGAUACUGUAAAUCAAUUGAUUUUGGCUUAUGGCAUACAUAAAUCAGUUCAAAUUGCUGAUCCCGAUCAUCCAUAUGGCUAUACCAACAUGAGAUAUGUUUCUUCCCUCAUAUCUGGAGUGGGGAUAUUCUGUGUGGGAUGUGGAUUGUCCUACUAUCAUGGAGUCACUGGAAUAUUAGAUCCACAGCCCUUGCAUGAUUAUUACUGGGCUUACUUUGUACUCGGGGGAGCUGUAGUGUCAGAAGGUGCUACUUUGAUGGUAGCCCUCAGUGCGAUUCGAAAAGGCGCCAAGGAGGCCCACAUGUCCUUGUAUGAAUAUAUAAUGCGGAGUUCGGACCCGUCGGUGAACGUGGUGCUGUUCGAGGACACGGCCGCCGUGGCCGGCGUGGUGGUGGCGGGCAGCUGCAUGGCCAUCUCGCAGUACACGGGCAGUCCGCUGCCCGAUGCCAUCGGCUGCAUCCUAGUGGGCACGCUGCUCGGCGGCGUGGCCUCCUUCAUCAUACUGAGCAAUGUUGGAGCCCUCGUGGGCAGGUCCAUUCCGCAAGAGCAGUUAGACGAAAUAAAUAGCGUGUUAGAAAGGGAUUUCAUGAUUCGGGCGAUACAUGACGUUAAGGGUAUUGAUAUAGGAAGCAACCUUAUUAGGUAUAAGGCGGAAGUGGAUUUCGAUGGCAGAGCACUGACUAGAUCCUAUUUAGAAAAACAUGAUCUAAAUAUGUUAAUGGAGGAUAUGAAAAAAAUAGAAACGAUUGAUGACGUAGAAUCAUUCCUGCUCAAGCACGGUGAAAAUAUUGUUGACAUGUUGGGCGGCGAGAUCGAUAGGAUAGAAUUGAAAUUAAGGAAAAAGUUCCCGCAAAUUCGGCACUGUGAUUUAGAAAUAUUAUAAUCGCAUUAUAACGGUAGUAGCUAGAUAUUGUUAAUCAAUGAAAUAUUCACGAGGAUCCUUCGCUUGCGUACUGAGCGCCGUUAUUUAAAAAUACUGUUUUAAAUUGAUUGCAAUAAUAUUUAAGAGUAUUAGUAUUGUUGAUAAAGUCGGACCAUAGAUGUAGUUCCAGACACCAUUGACGGUGUCUAUUGCUAAGGACAUUAAUAUUGGACAAUGAGAUGCUAACAGGGGCAGAUUUGAGCCUGCACUCACACUUCAUUCACAAUUUCGUUGUUACCAACAUAAUAGCUGAAGCCCGCGACUUCGUCCGCGGGGAUUUAGGUUUUAAAACCCAGUAGUAAUUCUUUGAUUUUCCGGUAUAAAAAGUAGCCUAUGUCACUCUCCAUUAGUGUACUCAACUAUGCAUUAAUGACACUCUUUCGCCACUCGCGCCGCGAUUGUUUCGCUUGGAUGUCUGCGACCAUAGACAAUACAAAUUUUAUUAUUAGAUGUCAUAUAUUAGAUGAUAGAUUAUUAUAGAUGUUAUAUACUCGAUCAAUCCGUUUAGCUUGGAUGACAAAACAAAACCGACAUCAGAUGGGAAACAUGAAGUUCACACGCGAAGCUCACAUUGUUUCUUAGCGUGAGUGAAGCCAUUUAUUGAGUAAAAUACUUAAUGUAACGACUAACAACAUUAAAGUCCAGCACUCAUUAUAUUUAGUAACCAAUUUGAUUAUUGGUUUAAAUAUUUAGAUUUUAACUAUCUAAAUCAGAGAUUAAAUCAACGUCUUUAGUAAAAGCGGGAUGGGAGCGUUGUAAAACAAACACUUGACACGUCUUUUUGAAAAGAAUUUGCAGAGACGCGCGCGAAUAGAGAUAGAGAAGGGAGGCGAGGGCUAGUGGAUGCCAGCCGGCAAAGACGGCGCGCCCGCAAAGAAAUUAAAGGGUACAGCGACAUGAAACUGCACAUUAUUAUUCCUACCCAUCUAGAGAGCAACUAGACCAACCAUUAUAACUUAGAAAACCGGUUAAGUACGAGUCGGACUCACACAGAAGGGUUUUGUACAUUAUACAAGUUAUUACUUAUUUAGUUUUCAUGUCGACCAUUUUGAAAUUUUUAUUAUUUGUUGGUGUAGCGGCAAUAGAAGUACACACUCUGUGAAAAUUUCACCUCUAUGAAUUACGGUUCAUGAGAUACAAACCGCUGACAGACAGACGGACGCAUACUGGAGGCUUAGUAAUAAGGUCCCAUUUCGGGUACGGAACCCUUAAAAGAGGCAAAUGAUUUAAUCAUUUACGUAGGUAGGUACAUAAAACAGAAGGUAAAUAUAAAGGAAAACGCAUAUUAUAUACUUACGUAUUUCACGAUUUAAAUCUUUGGUCUAGUAUAAAUAAUUUAGUGUUGAAUGUAAUGUUUAAUGUAGGUACUUGAAUAUUAUUGGUAUAAAACUGUGAUUUUUGUUGUAUAUAGAUCUUAAUUUGUAAGUAUAACAUACAUAGCUAUAAAUCUAAAAAUGUGUAAAAUAUAAACUGUAAAUAAAUGCUGUUAAAUUA